UUGUAAAAAUCAGCCAUAGCUCAGCCGCUGUGCACAAAUAUAAACUGGUGAUUCUACACAAGCUAAAGACCAGCGCUCGUGGCCCCUUGUACAAACAACCUCUGUCACCUGCAAAGGAACAUGUCUGAUUAUAUCAUCCGGCUGUACAAAGACUCAGACUAUGAGGCUGUGAGUGAACUUUUUGAUUAUGCCGUCAAGGACUUUGCCAGUGUAGCGUUCCACCAGACUCUCAGGCUCCUGCACAUAUGGAUUUUCCUGCUGGUUGUGUUCUUUGCUCCCCUUGUUGUCUUUGGAUCCAUCCUCCUGGCAUUCUUGUCCUUGGCCUUUGCAUUACUUGUCCUCAGGAUGGGCACCAGAGAGUUUUACCAUUCCCAUGUCAGUAGUGGUUUCUCAAAUGACAUGAAGGACAUCAACAAAUACUAUCUGCAGAGAGAUGGUUACAACUUCUGGGUGGCUGAGUCUGCAGGGCAUGUUGUGGGAAUGGUAGCAGCUAUCCCUUCUUCAUACACCUGCCGAGAUAAACAUCUGGAACUCAAGAGAUUAGCUGUGGAUAAAAGCCACAGAGGCAAAGGGAUUGCUAAAGCCUUGUCCAGGACACUCAUUGACUUUGCUAGAGAGAAGGGAUAUGAAGCUGUAGUGCUGGCCACAACAACAGCUCACACUGAGGCUCAGCACAUGUAUGAGAAGAUGGGUUUCAGAUAUGUACGCCAUAUUAAUUUGUCACAAUGGAGAAUGAGAUUCAUUGGCAUAAUGUUGGUGUUUUUCCAGUAUGACCUCCCAAAGGGCAAUUAAAAGCCUAGAUAUAUACUCUAUCUGGGUAAUAUCAAGCAGGAUACUGUUCUUCCUUUCCUAAUGACAUGGGGGGGAAUCAAAUGCGUAACCAUUUUAUAACAUUAGACUGAUAUGGGAUUUAAAGUGUAAUUCUGCACAUUUUUCAGAAUUAAGCAAUGAGAAAGCAGAAAAACUUAUAAUGGAAAAAAGAAUUCACAAUGAUGGUAACAAACCUCCAUACAUGGCUCUGUAAACCAAUCUGCCUAAACAUGCUUUAUCCUUAGCACAAACGUCAUGAAAUCUGCAAUAUGGACCCUUCCCCAUAUCACUGGGACAGACCAACCUCAUGUUGCGUAAUACAUACAAGGCAAUGAUUUCUUUAACCCCAGAACAGUGAUUAUUUCUCAAACUUGAUUCCAGUAACAUAGAUAAAGAAUAAUGUUUAAUGUUUGAGUGCCAGUAAUAUACACAUCUGUGCUUUAACACCCCUUUCCCUUAUAGAUGUCAGUAACACACAAGCUUAAGUGAUUGUAAUUUCCUUGAAUUCCACUAACAUUGACAUGGCAGUGAUUUCCUUACCCACUUAAAUACAAAUAUCAAACACAGAUGAGUAAUUAUUACUUUCUUCGGCCAAUAAGAAAUGUCUGUAGAUAUUGGGCUGCUUAUCUCCUAAGUUCUCUAUUCUGUGUGUCCAUGUUCUACAUUUAUCUCUGUGUUGGUCUUUUUAAGAUUGGCACCACCAGCAAAAUAUGACAUAAUACUGUACAUUGCAUAUGCCAUGCUUUUUUAUUCAGGUGGUAGAAAUCUGUCAUCUUUUUAAAAAUAAAAACCUUCUUUACUUGC
Molecule: messenger RNA, 1614 nt
Organism: Bombina bombina (fire-bellied toad)
Lineage: Eukaryota; Metazoa; Chordata; Amphibia; Anura; Bombinatoridae
Product: probable N-acetyltransferase CML1
Exons: 2
Coding region: 121-792 (223 amino acids)
Molecular function (GO): N-acetyltransferase activity
Source: RefSeq, a predicted model, not a curated record